UUAAGAAAAGAUCAUAGAAGAGAAAUCUUUAGCUGCUUUGCUACAGAGAGAGGGAACUGACAAGAAAUCGAGAGAGAGAUCGGAGAUGGGGCUCGAAGAAAACCUGAAAUCGUUGAAUAUCAAUGAAGAAGAAAACAAGAAUCCUAACGCGAAAGAAGAAGAAGAAGAUGAGGGGCUUGAGGAAGGGGAGAUCGCCGGAGAAGAAGAUGAUGCGACGUCGUUGAAGAAAGAUGUCGCCGAACAAACUCACCCUCUCGAGCAUUCAUGGACCUUCUGGUUCGAUAACCCACAUGCCAAAUCGAAGCAAACAACUUGGGGUAGUUGUAUGCGCCCUAUUUACACUUUCUCAACCAUCGAACAAUUCUGGAGCCUUUACAAUAACAUACAUCAUCCGAGCAAGUUGCCUGUGCGAGCAGACUUUCAUUGUUUCAAACAUAAGAUCGAGCCUAAGUGGGAAGACCCUGUCUGUGCUAAUGGAGGCAAAUGGACCGUGACUUUCCAGAAGGGGAAAUCAGAUACGCCUUGGUUGUACACGUUAUUGGCUUUGAUAGGGGAACAGUUUGAGUAUGGUGAUGAGAUCUGUGGAGCAGUUGUCAGCGUGAGAGGCAAGCAGGAAAGAAUAGCGCUUUGGACCAAGAAUGCUGCCAAUGAAACUGCACAGAUAAACAUCGGGAAACAGUGGAAAGAGUUGCUUGAUUACAACGAAACUAUUGGGUUUAUAUUUCAUGAAGAUGCGAAGCUAGACAGAGAUGCCAAGAAUAGCUACACUGUAUGAGUUUUAUAGAGUUCUUCUCUAGUAGUAGACGUCGUGCAUGAUUCAAGAUUGCUUUCAGGACUCUCUGUAAGCACCAGUGGCUUUACUUGGUUGCCUCCUUUCAAUUCUUAGUUGUUUGACCUAUGGUUGUUGCUUCAGGGAUUGUUAGCUAUAUAAGCGAAUAUUAGUACUGUCGUAAAUUUCGGUUCGCUGACCAUUUAUGAAAUGCUUUUCAAUGGCUAUUUUCAUUUUGUUACAA
Messenger RNA from Hibiscus syriacus, 1013 nucleotides. Its product is annotated as eukaryotic translation initiation factor 4E-1-like. NCBI's taxonomy places the organism in Eukaryota, Viridiplantae, Streptophyta, Magnoliopsida, Malvales, Malvaceae. Gene Ontology annotation, cellular component: eukaryotic translation initiation factor 4F complex; cytoplasm. The record is from RefSeq and is a predicted model, not a curated record. Bases 86 to 775 code for a protein of 229 amino acids. Gene Ontology annotation, molecular function: RNA 7-methylguanosine cap binding; translation initiation factor activity. The transcript is spliced from 5 exons. Gene Ontology annotation, biological process: translational initiation.